This is a messenger RNA of Neoarthrinium moseri, 1158 nucleotides long. RefSeq lists its product as uncharacterized. The transcript has a single exon. The record is from RefSeq and is a predicted model, not a curated record. The coding region runs from base 1 to 1158 and encodes 385 amino acids. NCBI's taxonomy places the organism in Eukaryota, Fungi, Ascomycota, Sordariomycetes, Amphisphaeriales, Apiosporaceae.
AUGUUUAGUCGAUUUACACUGCUUCCAGCGGAGCUCCGACUGCACAUCUGGAUAUGCUCGUUAGAGAAGCAUCGCUUGCUAGAAGUUUGGCUCGACCCUCCAACCGACCCUGGCAAAGCGCCUCCAUACUCGACUACGAACGCGCUGAACAAAUUGAUCAGUGGCGGCAGCUACACCGCUACCGUGCAAGCCGUCCAUCUCAACAGCAAGCUGCUGCGUGUGAAUCGCGAGUCUCGAAAAGCAGCGCUCAGCUUCUACCGCGUUCACAUUCCAUGUUACCUCCAAGCGUUCAGGGAGAUACCUCGUGGGCUGCAGGGAAAACCGGCCAAGCGCGCGAAGGAACCUCUCUAUUUCAAUCCCGAAUAUGACUUUAUGCAGCUGAGGACACGUGGGCCUGCGGAAUUCACGUUUGUCGACUUCAUUCAUGAUCUGAAAGCCUAUGAUCCACAAAACGUUGGCCUACUCAAUCUAGCUCUAGCGGUCAAUGGUAUGAAUGCCGGACUACAUAUGCUAGUCAAUAUUUCGCAACCUUCUGCUAAGGCGGCAUUUGUCAAAACUCUGUCGCAGCUACAAGAAAUUAUCUGGGUGGCCCAGUCAUACUGUGGGCGUGCGAUUAUGGGACCACUGGAAGAUUUCCAUGGCGUUGGAGUUCAAUUCAACCAUUCAAUGCCCAUAAAAGCGAUUACGCCGUCUUUUGAUCUUUUGAGACAUGACCCAAGGUCGGUGGAAUCCGACUUGAAAUAUGUUCUAACGGGGACCAUAGACCCACGGCAGAUGCGAGUGGACUGGCAGGAGCUGCUGACCAAGUGGGAUAUUCGUCAAGCUCAACCCCCCAGAGAACGGGUUCUCUUCGCCUACAGAGUUCCGUCUUAUAGUCAGCAGGUUUAUGACAUCAAACCAGCAGAAAGUUUCCUGAGAGCAGAAGAGGAAAACUGGCUUAGGUCGCAACAGAAGUUCCAUCAUAUGACCCUGAAACUGGCCGGAAAAGUUCCAGUCGAGGGGCCAGACGAGCUUGCACAAGCUGUGAGACCAGCUGUCGGAUUCUGGUUGUUCCCUGCUGAGGCUCUAGGUGCCCUUGAAGGUGAUGUGGGGCGAGUGAAGAAGGUGUUUGAUAUGACGGGUUACUGGCCGGAGUUGGCCUUGUCAAAUAUUUCUUGA